Molecule: messenger RNA, 867 nt
Organism: Hydatigera taeniaeformis
Lineage: Eukaryota; Metazoa; Platyhelminthes; Cestoda; Cyclophyllidea; Taeniidae
Source: the annotation of a GenBank genome assembly
AUGGACAAAGAUGACGAAAAUGUGAAACAUUUUAAUCCCAAUGGACUUUUGCGAACCGGCAUCUGUUUUGGCUUUCGACAGAUAGUCAUUGGAACACUUCUAAGGGUACAGUUUCCAUCGAAUGCUUCAAAUGAAGCCUUGCACCUAGCUGUAACUUACGCAGACCGAUUCAUAUGGACACAAGAAACAAAUCCUUUAGGGUAUGGGUCAAUGGCCCAUGGAGCUCUGUGGCUAGCGGUUAAGGUCUUGACCCCGGAGACACCUGUUACAUGUCCAUUAAUGGAAGCCAUGACUUCGGGAUACCUCACUGUGGAAGAGAUAGAAGAGUGGGCAGAGUAUCUGCGACUCAACCUUGGGCCCGAUCUUCACUAUCCCACUCCACACUCCUACCUUGAUAAAUUCUUGAAGGAGAGCUGUGACCUCCCAGCCUACCAUAUCAAACUGAUAAUUAGAGUUUGUCAUUAUCUACUUGACCUGGGCCUAAUGGAGCACGAUUUGGGAAGACGACCGGCGUAUUUGCGGUGUGCAGGAAUGAUCUACUUCCUUCGCCGUCUCCUUCGGUUCACGGGCCAUGUUUUAGGUGGAUCACCCUCCCAGCAUGAAUACACGGCAUUGAGUUAUUGGCCGUUGGAGUUGGAGAGGUGUUCCGGGUGCAAAGAGGAUGAAAAUCUCAAAGAAGUUGCCUCCACCUAUGGUAGAUUACUGGAGGAAACCAAGAAGUACCAACAACAAUGCGCACAAUCUCCUCUCGUUUUCAUGCCCAUAGUUGAAAAAUAUCUGGACCGUGUGUACGGUGGAGUGGCAGCUCAUCCACUCGUGACGGACUUCGAGCUAGAAAAGGUCAUGUGUCCAAAUGAAGAGGAAUGA